AUGAUUGCCUUCUUGGCCACCGCUGUCCAUUGUGUCGGCGUCGGCAUCUUCGCCCAUCCUGGCGAGGACAUUGAGCUUGUGAACCACAAGGCUGCCGUUCACAAGGCCACCUUGAUGGUUGCUCACGCUGCCAUCUCUCGCUGCGACGACGCCCCCGCUGCUCUGCUACUCAAGCAGAAUGCCAUUUUUCGCCGCUAUGGAUUGACUGAUGCUCUCCAGUACGAGAACUCGCUAGGACGUUUCAGCAGGAAGCAAAGCUUGGUAGAAACCAAUGAUGUCUUUGGUUGUAGUACUGCUACACCCGCUCUGGUCGAUCCAUGUGGAUGGUGA
Molecule: messenger RNA, 330 nt
Organism: Pestalotiopsis fici W106-1
Lineage: Eukaryota; Fungi; Ascomycota; Sordariomycetes; Amphisphaeriales; Sporocadaceae
Exons: 1
Coding region: 1-330 (109 amino acids)
Source: RefSeq, a predicted model, not a curated record